AAGUCUGUUUACUGUUAUGACAUCACAGCUGCGAGUUCCGUACUCCAGCGAGAACCAAUCAGUGGCCGGUGUUGACAUCUGUUCUGUGAAUUGUGGAACUGACCUACUUUAACUUCGAGGAAGCCGAGUAUAGAGAAAGCAUCCGCAUGGAAUGCUAUAAAAUGGAACUUCGAACCACUGAAAGUAAAUCCUGUGUGUGGUUCGUUUAAGGAACGUAUUCUAAAAGGAAAUUAUAUUUUCAAAUAGCAAUGGCAGACAAAUUUGAUGGAAAAUGGCAACUCCACGCAUCCGAAAACUUCGAGGCUCUUAUGGCUAAAACAGGAUGUCCUGAUGAAAGCAUUCGUACGGCGAUGAAAGCGGUGAAGGACACGACACUAGAGAUAUUCCACGAAGGUGACAAGUGGACGUUUCUCAACCACACUGUGUUUGGUGCUCGUCCAGCCGUGUUCCAGAUAGGAGUUCCAACGCCAACGACAACACUGGAUAAAAGACCUCUUACUGCUACGCUGACACUAGAGGGCGACACGUUGAUUCGACAUGCAACUGGAGAUGGGUUUUCUGUGAAACAUAUCAGGAACGUAGUCAACGAUGAAAUGAUUCUGAUCCUCAUUUGUGAAGAUGUGGUGGCGUACCGACGAUAUCACAGAGUUGACUAAGACAGUAUCAAGAACGCUGUACACAUAUACAAUAAUUGUUUAUACUUGUUGAAUUAAAUUAUUUUCUAAUUUUC
Messenger RNA from Gigantopelta aegis, 730 nucleotides. Its product is annotated as sodium/calcium exchanger regulatory protein 1-like. The transcript has 4 exons. The coding region runs from base 249 to 656 and encodes 135 amino acids. Gene Ontology annotation, biological process: fatty acid transport. Gene Ontology annotation, cellular component: cytosol; nucleus. Gene Ontology annotation, molecular function: fatty acid binding. NCBI's taxonomy places the organism in Eukaryota, Metazoa, Mollusca, Gastropoda, Neomphalida, Peltospiridae. The record is from RefSeq and is a predicted model, not a curated record.